Morus notabilis is the source of this 1591-nucleotide messenger RNA. RefSeq names its product formin-like protein 11. The transcript has a single exon. The annotation marks the transcript as partial. The record is from RefSeq and is a predicted model, not a curated record. Lineage: Eukaryota; Viridiplantae; Streptophyta; Magnoliopsida; Rosales; Moraceae.
AAAGAAAAGAAAAGAAAGAUGCAGAUUUAUAAUAUAAGCUAGAAAGUUAGAUUGAUGCUUUGAUGAUUUUGGUUGAAUGAGAGAGAACAUGGGUUGUGUUCCACAGAUUCUGCUCAUGAUUUUCAUAAUCAUUCUCUCACUUCCAUCACCAUUAAACACUGCGCACAUUAGUGAUUCUUUGUCAAACAUUGCAUAUUCACCAGAGAUUGACUUCAAUGAUGGGGUUCAGAAUCUGAUUGAGAAAGUCUCAGGAGAUGAUGAGAAUGAGGAAGAACAUAAAAAAAUCUUUUUGUUUGAGAAGCUCAGGGUUUUGCUUGGCUUAAGGAGUUUCCAUUUGAGAAGCCUAUCAAAUGGUAAAGACUCAAAAUAUGUGUCUUCAACUCCAACUCCAUCACCUUCUCCAUUGCCUUCUAGCGAAGCCGAGCCGCGAAGUUCAGGUUAUAGCCCUUCUCCUGCUCCUGUUAGGCAAAUCCAUGUUCAUCCACAUUAUGGAAAACAUGGAUUGCAUUCGCUUCAUCAGCCCCACAAGAUUCAAAGGGAAGGUGAUAAGGGAAAAGUUAGGAGAGUUUUGAUGGCAGUUCUUGUCUCUAUUGGGGCUGCAACUUUGGUUUGCUUAGUUGGACUCAUAUGGGCUUGCAAGAAGUACAAGAAACACCAAAAGAAGCCAAAAAGAAGAAUGUCGGUGUAUGGGAAAAGAAGAGGCAGAUCCAAGUGUGUGAGCUUCCCAAAGCCUGCAAGCAAGGUGAGCCUGAAUCCCGGCCUUGAUCUCUUUUAUCUUGACUCGCUAGGAAAGGAUUUAGAGCAACAACCACCACAGCCUUCUUCUUGUAUGAAGCAAGCUUGUGAAACUCUUGACAUAUCAUCACUAAAUCAUGUCAUACCAAAAAGAGAGGAGUCUGUUCAAGAAUCUAUACGAAAAUCGGAAUUUGAUAAUGAUAGUAGUUCUUCCACUAGGGAAAUCACCUCAGUGCAUGAUCAUGCGAAUUCAGUCAACAAUGACUAUGAUUGUUUGACUUCACCUUCCCAUUCCCAUUCUCCAUCUGGAGAUAAGAUUGUCCCUAUUGAGUCUCAUUCCUCGGACGACGAGUCGUUUCAUUCAUUUGGGGAAUCGAAUUUGUCAAACGUCGUCCGCCUCUCCAAUGCUUCACUAGGCAGUUUUAGUGAUGCAUUAGAGAAUUUCAACUCAAAUGAGCAACACAAAUCACAUUUCUUGUUGCCCUCUUCUGUGAACUCAGCAAUUAAGCCAUCAAUCCAAGCUCAAAAUUCUUCUUUAGCUCUGAAUUUAGCGUCUCAAAGCAAUGAAGAACAUGACAAACGACAAACUGUAACAUGCUCUUCCAUUUGUCAAAAGAAUCUCACAACUCCUCCUCCUCCUCCACCUCCUCCACCGCCUCUGCCUCCGCCACACGUAAACUUUUUUCCUUCCCAUUCUUCUUCUCGUUCAACUGGAAUUGAGUCUAAAGCUUCAGGCUCUUCCACAUUACCAAAAAUAUCAUCUUCAAAAGAAUCAAAUUCUCUUUCCGGAUCAAAAAAAAUAUUGCAACUUAGCAACUUGGCUUCUUCACCUGGGAACGCCUCUAAACCUUCAACG